CACAUGCUCCAUUUGUUAUCUUUUACGCCGAAACUCAAUUUGUGUGUCCAUCCAUUUCUUAUUUUUAUUCCUUGUUCGUUGUGAAAUAAAAAAGUUGUUCGUUUACUUUCCGACUUAGAGAAUCUUACAAAGUUUAAGGCAGAAAUAUAGAAACCAAUGACUUUUGGGAGAAUUGCCAAUUUCAACUGGAAUAAUUGUAUCGAAAGUAAUGGGACUAACAUAAUUCGUACUAUGACAGAAAAUAGAAAAAGGUCUCGCGAGGACGACUCGUGUGAAUUUAUGCCAUUGUCAAAGAGAAUAAACAAUUUGCAUAUAAAUAACAACUUAAAUACGGCUGUUACUCAAGCACAGGAUGCUAGUCUUAGUCAAGUUAAUGGAAUAAACACAGAAAAUGGAAUCUCAUCACCAAGUUCCUCAUCAGGCUCGGAACGAAGACCGAGCUAUGACCCUGGAAUGAACUCAAAUCAAAGUAGUUAUUAUUAUGACAAUAAGUUGUUAUUCGAAUUACAUUUAGAGAGAAUACAAAGAUGCGGCCAACAAUUUCCAUAUUAAUUAUAGAUUUAGUGGUAUUGGUACCUGAUUAAGUUUUGUGUAUGAUGUGUAUUGUUUGUUACUUCUAGUAUUAAUUUAGAACAUACCUAUUUAGUAAUUUAAUUGAAUUAUUGUAACGUUUUCAAUUAAAAUUGUUGAAGCAUGGUAACAAUUUUAAUUUUUUGUUGUGGUAUUCAACCAGAAACGUCACUACGAUGAAUUUUUGACCAAUCACGAUAAAGAAUUAGUGCGCCAUCUGGCGUUAAAUCCAUACACUACAGAAACAGUAUGGCGGACCCCAUUUGUCGUAAAUGUUAAAAGAGAAGGGGCUUCGUUGUUUAUUUAGUUCUGUCGUCGUUGUUAUUUAUUAUGGAAUUUAUUUUGAGCAAUUCGAAGUGAAAAAAUUGUCAACUGUGAAAAUAAUAAAAUUUAUGUCAUAGCGAGGAGGACAGUGAUAUGAAUUUUGCUACAUUUGCACCAGUGGGCACAGCUGGUACCCACUUAGUGACUACUAGCGGUCAGUUGCCCGUUCAGAAGCUUCAGCAGAAUGUCGCCAACAAUGGUGCAGCUAUGCAACAGGUGUGUGUCAUGGGCGAUGGUGGUGUGCAGUACAUGCGUGCUCUAGACAACAGCGGCACGUUGCAAGCUACACCGCAACUGAUUACUGUGCCCGUUGCACUGCCGGGCGUCAAACCUGGUGACCCUCAACCAAUGGUACAGAUCCAGGUGCUAAGUCCAAAUAUACUACAAAUGGAGCCCAAAUAUCGAAUGCAGAUACCCAUACAAGGAAUUCAACAAGUGCUGACUGUUGAAUAUGGAAAUGGUGUCCACUUGCUCGGACAGGGCAGCUUGGGGGAAGGUCACCAAGUACUGGCCUUACCACAGGAGAUGCAGUUGGUACAGCCAACACAAGAAAAGGAUCAUAUAUCGCAAAAUAUGCCUCAGGUGUUCAUUACUCCGAACCAGCAGAUUAUCAUCAACGAGGCCGGCAAGACAUUGAACAACAACACCAUGUCGGACAACCAUAACCCAAACGUUAUCGUCGUCAAGGAGGAGUGUGAUGAUGAUGAGAGUUCACAGGGAACAGAAGUUGGCGAGACAAUACAAUGGUCUAUAGAUCCCAAUCAUCAACAGCAAAUUAUGAAAUAUUUAAGAUCAAUACCGCAACAGCAAGCACAAGGGCUCCCUGAAUCAUUGCAACAAUUCUUGCAGCUGAACCCAAGUGAUAUAAAACAGGGCGAAUCUAUUGAGAUUGAGAUGAAGAACCCCAAUACUAAGACAGAAGAACCAGUCGCCGAAGCUGUUCUCAGUGAAGACGGCACUCUUAGAAUACAGAGUAAAAAGAAGAAAAAGUACAAGAAGAAACCGCCAAAACCUGCGAAGCCGAAAUCUGGGAAUAUUGUGAUCACCACCUCCACAGACGGCACUUCUAUAUUCUGCUGUCCAGCGUGCGAUAUGGCCUUCACAGAGAAAGAACGGCUCGAGACACACCUCGUUGGCCAUAAGAUCGAGAGGCGGUUCAUUUGUGGGAUCUGUGGGGCUGGUUUAAAACGCAAGGAACAUCUAGAGCGGCAUAAGCUCGGUCACAACCCAGAGCGGCCGUUUGUUUGCGAUGUGUGCCGCAAGGGAUUCAAACGACGGGAGCAUCUUAAUCUACACACUAUCAUCCACUCUGGUGUGAAGACUGAAAUGUGCACAGAGUGCGGGAAAGGCUUCUAUCGUAAGGAUCACCUUCGCAAGCACACGCGGUCGCACGAGAGCAAGCGAGCUCGCGACGAGGCGGCCGGCGCCGACAACGCGGCUGUGGCUACUCCUGCACCCGUCCAGCCCGCUCCCGCCAAUAAUAACAUCUUACCUGAGAUCACUAUACACAUACCAACGAGCUCGAACUCUCAGAGCCCGGUGCAAAUAAACAUCCCGCAGCACGUGGUGACGUCGCUGGGCAGCCAGGCGCACGCAGACACGCUGGACGCUCUGCUGGCGCACCACUCCUGACCAUAGGCCUCCACACUCCACCUUCUCCUCACACAGAAACCCAACAUAAAGCGCUCCCCAUAAACAUGUAAGGUCUAUCCCCUUUUCUUCUAAAAUUGUAGUCUCUGAUGAUUAGGUCAGGGCUAAUGUGCAGGUAACCAACAUUACUUUUAUUUAUUCAGUUCCACCUAGCUUGAUUUCUGUUAAAUUUAUUCCCGUAAACAUUUUUUGUAAUCCAGUAUUAAAAUUAAGCAAAAAUAGUCUCGAUAAAAUUGCACAAAAAAAAUUUGACUAUACAAGACUACUUUUACUAUUUCGGUUUCAGUGUGAAUCUUCUAUUUUAUUCAUUCACCCCUGACCUAGUUAACUGAUCGAAUAAUUAAUGUUUGCCGCCGCAUUGUCGUAUCUUGACGAUACCUACUAAGGUGUGACAUCGUUCUAAGGUCAUUGCAGAGUUAACUCAUGACAAUAUUUGUGACGACGGCUACGUAGGCCUGUAGACCUGUCUGUAUGCUAGUAUGUGAGCUUGCGAGUCCAGUACUCGUUAGCUUACAUAACCCCAACAGUCCAGGCCAUAUUGUCAAAUUUAAACAUAUCACCGCAGCAACGACGUCUGGCAUUGACCUUAGCAAUAUAAGAAAAUAUUUGAGUGAAAGCAAAAUCGAAUAAAACAAAGGGUUAUUAUGAUUGAUGUUGGUUGUGAUUCGAAUGGAGCCAUGAGUUAUAUAAACAAUACAUCAGUUACUUAAUUAUUACAGGGUAAUACAGUACUUUGAAAUGUAAGCCCAAGAUGUAACGCCGAAUUAAAAGUCUGUAAAAAGUUAAUUUAAAAAAAAUAGGAACAUUGCGAUGUAUGAUAUGAAUCAUUUAUGAGUAAAUAGAAUAAAUACAUGUAAUUCUUUAAAGAGUCGUUUUAGACUUGAUGGAAUAGCUGUUGCCAUAGAUGAUUCGUAUGAAACAGCUCAAUAUUUCCAAGUGUACGGUCGUGGCCUUGUAAGUGUUUAGACUUAACACGGUAAGGUAAUGAGCUCCAUGAAGAGACUAGUUUACAAGUCUAUGUAAAGAAAUGCGUUGUUCGUAAGCUAUAAUUAGUGUCGACGAAACUCAAUCGAUAAAGUGAUAAAGCUUCAAGCAUAAUGUUUGUAGAUACAUAUCACGUAACGUAUUAUUGUAAAUUUUUAUUUUAAUACUGAUAAUACCAUGACAUGGCACUCUCAUUCCGUCAAACGUUUCUACACAAUUUGUUUUAUAAUAACGAAACGUUUGUACAACCUCCUUUGAGCUUAGAUCAUUCGUGAUUCCGGUUGCUUAUUUGAUGCAUCGUAGUAUAAGUACAUUGUUUGGUAGUAAUUAUCCAAUAAUUACAAUAGUUGAUGUAUUCUACUGUUUAAAUACCCAUACAAAUGUGAAAUAUAUCUAGGAUUUUCCAGUUCGCCUGAAAGAUCAGCUCCAUAGACAAAGAAAAUACACAUAAUAGUAUUAUAUAGUUUAGGAUUUAAUCUAAACAUUGUAUGUUGUUUACUCUGGGGUACAUUAACAUUUAAACAAAUACGAUGUUCUCAAAUACCUGUGACUCUGGAAUUCUCGUUUGAUUAACAUACAUUGCGAUUCAUUUGUAAAUAUCCUUGUCACUGUGAUAUUUAUACCAUUAACCAUUACUCAUCGCAUUCAUAUCCAUCAUGUUCUUAUUUUGUAUACAAACUUUUUCAUUUCCAUCAAAUUGUGAUAUUUAUUUACGACCCUCUAAUUAUUGUGCUAGGAUUUGAAAUAAAUAAUUGUAUUGAUUGAAAUAAAUAGUAAUUGUCUGUGUGAAGAUGCUCCGUCCCUUUCUGGCAAUAGUUUGUUAUUUUAUAAUGCUUAUAACAUUGUUUACUUUGUAAAAUUAUCUCUACCGACUUAGUUCUCCUAGCACAAAGAGAUCAUUAAACGGAUUUAUGGAGCUGACUAGAAUUAUCGCAAGUGUGGGAGACUAUUUGCCCAAAUACUCAAAUUAUACUCAAUUUUAAAAUGCAUGUAACAAAAUUGGGUAGUUUGUCAGUAUUUGGGAAUCAUGUUACAUAGAAAAAUGAAUUCAUAAAGCUUUCAAAUGUUGAUAAUCGUUAUUUAUAGUAACAUGAUUUUGUAUGUCUGUCUGUAAUUUUAUUGGUAAUAUGGUCGAAAUUAUGUCACACAGUUGCGUUAAUAAUAUAAUAUACAAAUUAUGUUGAUUUGAUUAGACUUUUCUACCACACGAUAUUAAUAUUGUCAGCUUUAAUGUAGUUGUAAAUUAUUUUCCAAUUAUUAUAUUUUUGUACUUAGAAUUAAGUUUUGUAAUGCAUCACUACUACCUUGUGACAUGUUUUUAUGUCUUAGAAUGCUUCUAUAGUGAAUGUUAAGGUGCUCUAUGAACGUAAAUUAGGUUUGCAAAUAUUAUUGCUAUUCAGAUGUCGUUAUUUUACAAAUUUUAAUAUCAAAUAAUAAAACACAACAAAUGUUCCCUCUUUCCGGUAGCUAAAUAUUAUGUGUCCAUUCAGUAGUUAGAUUUUUGAUACAACCCUGAUUUUAAGAUAGUUUUUUUAAAUGUAUUUUUGUACAUUUUGUUGUUUUAAGACUUUAUUUAAAUAUCAUGAGUAGUGUAGUUUGGUUCUAAAUCUCGAAAUCUUAUUUAAUUGUUUGUGUAACUGUUUAGGCAUAUCGCAUGUACUUCGGUCGAAAACUUUACUUCUUAUCUGUUAUCAUUUAAGAUAACGUUAGCAGUUAACCAAUUUAGAAACGUAUUUUUUUAUUUGGUUUUAUUGAAAUUAGUUGCAAGUAUUAUAAAGUGUAAGAAAUAGCUAAUAAACCACUUCGGUCCGGAGUUUAAGUGUAAACUUUUGUAUGAAACUUUAUUUAUUAAGAAAACACCGUAAGAAUGAUAAGAUUAAACAAUAAAAUCACUGAUUUUUGAA
This is a messenger RNA of Spodoptera exigua (beet armyworm), 5432 nucleotides long. Lineage: Eukaryota; Metazoa; Arthropoda; Insecta; Lepidoptera; Noctuidae. The record is from the annotation of a GenBank genome assembly.